AUGUCAUACAAGCGAUCAAGAGACAAUUUUGAGAGCGACCAAGUUCCGCAGUUUGCCCUUUUCGGCACACCCCUUCCNCCUCUUGACUCCGACACUCGCGACGAUGGAUCCUAUGUUCCUGUCUGGAAGCAAGAUGUUCGCGACGAGCAGGGCCGCAAGCGUUUCCAUGGUGCUUUCACCGGAGGUUACAGCGCUGGCUACUUCAACACCGUAGGCUCAAAAGAAGGAUGGGCNCCCUCGACCUUCACCUCAUCGCGUACAAAUCGUCGCAAAGAUGCACAAGCUGCCCGCCCCGAUGAUUUCAUGGAUGAUGAGGAUCGCGCCGCCGCAGCAGAAGCCCANAAACUCCAGACUCAGGACGACUUUGCUGGUUUUGGUUCCACCAGCCAGGAUCAGAUGCGCCGCGGCUUGAUGACCGAUCUGUUUCGGCCAGCAGGAGAGACUAUAGGUGUCAAGCUUCUACAGAAGAUGGGCUGGAGGCAAGGCCAAGGUGUUGGACCCAGGAUCAGGAGGAAAGCACGUUCCGAUGACUCUACACCUGGCGACGAGACACACCUCUUCGCUCCCGACAACUCGCGCAUGGUGACCUUCAAUCGAAAGAAGGAUCGCUUCGGUCUGGGCUACACUGCUGGGGAACGUCUGCGGCAAAUCAGAUCCAUCGACCAACAAGACGACGGAGAGGAAGAUGACUCUGAGCACUUUGGCCGACCUACGAAGCCCAAGUCAAAAGCAAAGCGUACUGGAUUCGGUGUCGGCGUUCUGAACGAUACCGGCUCGGAUGAAGAGGAUCCUUAUGACAUGGGUCCAAAGAUCUCGUACAAUCGUAUCAUCGGUGGCGAUCGAAAGAAGAAGAAAGGCGGUAUUCUCGCAACUACAGCCAACCCUACCCUCAGGGGAAUGAAGCAACCGACCUUUUUAUCCAANAAGUUAGGUCAGAAAAACAGCAAUGGUUUCAGGAAGUGUCACGACGGUCGUCUUCCACUUGAUGGCUUUGUGCUGGCUUCUUCCUUAAUCUUGAACAACCGAGAGAACAAACACUCGCCUCCCAAUGUUCCUGAAGGUUGGGAGCCAAACAAAGCUGUUACUGAAACCAAUCCUGAUCAAUCAACUCAUCUAUCUACUGCCGAUGCUGCUCGCGCCUCUACCAUGGACCCAGCCAAAAGAGCGGCAGUGUUGGGAGAGGAACAGCUUCCCGGGAAGUCGAUCUUUGAUUUCAUGAGCAAAGCAGCACGAGAUAGGCUUGUCACGGCAACAGGCAGAUCAAAUCUUCCAAUGGCACGUGGCGAGGCCGCACCUGAUGGCUGGCAAAAAUCCGAGGCAGACAAACAGAGGUCUCUGUGGGAUUUAGUACCCAAGCUGGACAGUUCAGUCGCAGCCUCGUCUUUACAACGCGGUACGAGUGGUUGGAUGCCGUACGCAGAAGACGAGGGCAAACGAGCUCGAUAUCGCUCAUUCCUAGAGUCCUGCAGCGGACAACGUGAUGCGUUGCCAGAGCGUGUCAAGGGUUCGACCAUUGAUGAGUGGACGAAAGAGAUGCGUGAAUUUGCACAGGCGGCCGAGGUCUUCAAGCCAAUCUCAGGUCUUAUGGCAUCACGUUUUACCAGCUCGUCAUCAGCACCUCGACUAGCUACAGACACGAUGCCGGCGAAAUCUGAACAACCCACCAAACCCAAAGACCCUGCAGAAGCUGCUGCAAAGAUUGGCAUGUUUGGUCCCAUGACCCGCACUCGAAUCCAGUUCUAUCCUACUCGUUUACUCUGCAAACGAUUCAAUGUUAAAGCACCUGCCCACGCGGACCUGGGUAAUGGUCUUACGGGCGAUGACAGCGUCGUCUCAGAUAGGAGACUCGACGUGGUUUCGCAGAACAAAAUGGAUCAAAUGAUGCGCGAGACAUGGUCGCGGGCGCCAAACGUUGGUGAGAGUAGCAACGUGACUUCCUUAGCAGGGCCAGUUCAGCCUCAAGUCAAGCCACAGGUAAACGUUGAGGUCAAUGAGGCUAUCGAAGCAGAAAGACCUGGUGAUGCUGUCUUCAAGGCAAUAUUCGGCAGUGAUAGCGAAGACGAUUAG
Molecule: messenger RNA, 2067 nt
Organism: Aureobasidium vineae
Lineage: Eukaryota; Fungi; Ascomycota; Dothideomycetes; Dothideales; Saccotheciaceae
Source: the annotation of a GenBank genome assembly